ACCGCCCGUUGGGAUUAGGGGUGUGCGGCCGGCUCGUCCCGCCCCUGACUCUGAGUGACAGGACCGUGGACAGCAACAUUUCCAGCUAGACCCGAAGUUUGUCGGCCCUUGCCUUGGCUGAGCUGAGAUUUGAAGUCUAUAUCUCAGAGGGAUGAUCUGAACAUACUCUUCAUUGUAGAGGAAAUAAGAAAAAGCAACCAAGAGCAUUGUUAUUGGUAUCUGGAAUUGAAUUUGCCAGGAAUGCAAGCGCAGCUUCCUCAGUAAAGAUCUUGCCUUUGGAAACGUCUUACCCCUUGGCAGCUCUCCAGAGUUCAGACUUGGCAGCAUCAAGGACACAACACAAGAAAGAGGCAGAUGGUAUGAAAACUGGACUCCCUUAUUUAAAGGGAAUGUUGAUAUUUAUAACCAAGCUUAUCUCCAGCAAGAUUUGUUUUUUGCAGCUGUUCCAGGGGCAAAUAGCAAAUUACUGACAAUAAUCAUUCUCUUUUGGAAAUAUCUUCUAGAGGACCUGAUUCAGAGGGAAAUAACUCAAUCAAAAUUAACAUAAGAAACAAUAGCUAUCCUUCCUUUGGAUACCUUUGUUAAUUAAGUCUUAGAGUUGUACUGAAGAGCAUUGAUCAUAUGGAUGUGUUGCUUUUCAAAUCAGGCAUUUUGGAGAUCAAAGAUGGGUAGAAAAGAUGCCUCUACUAUAAAACUUCCUGUUGAUCAGUACAGAAAGCAAAUUGGUAAACAAGAUUAUAAAAAAACCAAACCUAUUUUACGAGCAACCAAAUUAAAAGCAGAAGCAAAGAAAACAGCAAUAGGGAUAAAGGAAGUUGGCCUCGUACUAGCAGCUAUAUUGGCCCUCCUACUGGCUUUCUAUGCUUUCUUUUAUCUCAGACUGUCCACAGAUGUUGACCCUGAUCUGGAACGAGAUGAAGAUUAGCUGAACAGCAAUCAAUGCAUUAAAGGGAAAUAAUUUUAUGAAAGCAUCCCUUGGGACCAACACUUUCUAAAGUACUGAAACUGGAACAUCUUGAAUUCUUUAUGCUGGUAUUUUCAGUUUUGAGAAAUAUCUUUUUAAAUAGUUGCAUAGGAUAUAAAAAAAAAAAACCUUACCUAGCAAUGUAGUAUAAUGUAUGCUACCGGAUACUUUUAUAAAUCUUUCUACUUUGACAGGCAACCUAUUCAUGGUGCAUUUAGAUUAAAUGGAAAAUAGAUCCUAAAUUCUUCGGAUGUCUUAGCCAAUUUAUGUGUAUAACUCCGUCACUUCAGAUUACUAAAUCUAUUUUUGUUCCGUAUACAUCGUAAGUAAAAGUAUCUAUCCUCAUUUACAGAAACAUUCUCAAAUCACAUUCAGAGCCUAAGAAGGAAUGAAAAGUCAUGGGAAAUUUUUCAUUUUACAAAGAAGCCCUGCUUUCUUUCCAGACAUAUUUUAUAUCAUUAGAGAGACUAUCUGCCAUACAUCUACAGUAAUCUUUUUCCUUCUUUGCCAACUGUUCAGCGCACAUGUGCUCCAUCAGAAAUGGCACCUGGAUGACAGAAGCUCAAAGAGUCACAUAUGUCUCUGUAAAAUAGAGUUCCUUUCCUCUUGGGCUGUCUGAACUGGUGUAAAUAGAAAGUUCAGUUGAUCUUGAUUUUAAUUAACUUAUUAUUGUAUUAAUAUAAACUUGGAAUUCUAUUUUAAUUAUGUUGUUCAGGCUGCUUGCGGUAUCAGUUUGCCCUUCUUGUUAGGGAGGUAUGUAACAAUCUGUCAUUUAGCUGUGCAGUUGUUGUUUUUUUUUUCCACACAACAGUAACGGAAGUCCUACCUACUCAGGAUAAUUUUCUUGGGUUGCCUCCUAACCCUAAACAAUACAUUGGUUUACAAAAUUACAUUUUGUCUCUUGAGAGUUAAUCAAUUACAACUGUUUUGUGAAAAAUAAAUAAUAGAAGAAAAUACA
Molecule: messenger RNA, 1922 nt
Organism: Lontra canadensis (Northern American river otter)
Lineage: Eukaryota; Metazoa; Chordata; Mammalia; Carnivora; Mustelidae
Gene: TRIQK
Product: triple QxxK/R motif containing
Exons: 9
Coding region: 626-925 (99 amino acids)
Cellular component (GO): endoplasmic reticulum membrane
Source: RefSeq, a predicted model, not a curated record